GUAUCCCAUCUCUUGGGGCUGGGGCCCUCAGGAAGGCCUCUGUAUCCCUCCUUCAGGGGCUGGGGCCCUCAGGAAGGCCUCUGUAUCCCAUCUCCAGGGGCUGGGGCCCUCAGGAAGGCCCCUAUGUACCCCACCAGUUCCCAUGUCCUGCAGACUCCCACCGAAACUCCAGCACCAAUAAAGGUGUCUCCUCUCCCAGCCUCCUUGGUGGUCCUUCUUAUUAGUCUCCUCCAGCCAAGGGCAUCUGGGGACCGAGGGUUAGAGGAAGGGUGGGCCAGAGAACCUGGAGGAGCUUUGCUGUGACCUCUCUCCGGACCCCCCACUGACGCUCAGGGCUUAGAACGUUCGAAGAUGCCUGAUGGCCCCCCCCUUCCCCACCACCUGCUUUCCCAAACCCCGAGGGUUUGCUGCGUGCCUGGCACUGUGCUAGAUCCCCAGGUGGGAGGGAAGGACACAGGAAAAGCCGAAGACACAUCCUCCCGUCUCAUUCAGAACAAUUCAGGCUCCUGUGGGAGCAAACUGCCCAGAUCUCCGUGGAAGCGCCCGCGCCUGGCAGUGCCUGGCAGCUGGGCUCUGCUCUGCCCACGAACUCCCGCCCACGCCCAGAGCCUGUCCCUGCGCCGCUCGGCCUCCACCAGCCUUAGACACUUUUCCCAGGUCGUUGCCCCCCCCUGCUGGCGGCCGGGUGCCCUGCAGCUUCAGCCCAUGUGAUUUCAAGGAAAAGGAGGUGCCCAAAGGAAACGAAACUGGGGGACAGUAGGAAGGGGAGGAGAGAGAGAGCGACACCGUCGGGCAGCCGAGCUGUGCCUGUUUUCCUUGCUGUACCCAAACAAGGCAUCUAGCUGCCAGCACAGUCCCUCCAGGAUGGCAUCUGGCCGGGCUAGAUAUACGCGAAAACUUCGGAACUGGAUCGUGGAGCAGGUGGAAAGUGGGAAGUUCUCAGGAGUCUGCUGGGAAGAUGCAGACAAGACCAUGUUCCGCAUCCCCUGGAAGCACGCAGGCAAGCAGGAUUUCAGAGAAGAACAGGAUGCUGCCCUCUUCAAGGCAUGGGCAAUAUUCAAAGGGAAAUAUCGAGAAGGAGACCAAGCAGACCCUGCAGCUUGGAAGACCCGCCUUCGAUGUGCCCUCAACAAGAGCCCUGAGUUCGAGGAGGUCCCAGAGCAAGGCCACAUGGAGGGGUCUGAGCCCUACAAGGUGUACCGGCUCCUGCCUCCUGGCACUCUUCCUGGUGACUACUGCCCUCCAUGCUCCCUAGCUCCCAUUCUUGGAAGCAGUAUAAGAGAUCCAUCCUUAACCCUCUCUCCAGGUCCUGACUCCUUCGGGGCUUCCACAGCCCCACAAAGGACCCAGAAACUUCAGCGAAAGCGAAACCACAGUUUAUUGUCCUCAGAGGAAGAUAAUGUAGAGAAUAAACAGAGUUGUAUUCUUAUCGAGCCCUCUCUGAAGAACUCCCCUGGGAUCAUGGUACCAAGUGAGGGACCCAGCAGCAGCUUUCAGCACAUGGACGAUUCUGGUAUUGGGAGCAACAGCAACAGUCCUGAAUCCUGUGAAGAUGAUCCAGAAAUUCUCCAGUUUCUUCCCCUUUCAGAUGCAGAUUACUCCCUUUUGCUCACCUUUCACUACGGUGGACAUUUGGUCGGAAAGACUGAGGUGAAUAGUCCUGACUUCCGACUUGUAGCCAAAUCUUCAGGAUCCCAGAGUACCAUGGAGCAAGUGGUGCUCCCUUCUGCCAGUGUACUUUCUGAUUCAACCCUCCAGGUGUCCACAGAGCACCUCCUGAACCUCUUUGAUCGUGGAAUCUUAGUAGCUAGCAAUGCCCGUGGUCUCUUCGUGCAGCGCCUCUGUACCAUCCCCAUUUCCUGGACUGGGCCCUGCACUCCAUCUGGGCCUGGACCCCAUCUGCUACAGGACAAAAUAUGCGUAGAAGUGUUUAAUCCUGCCAAAUUCUUCCAAGACUUAUCUCGAUACCACAAGGGCCUGGCCCCACCCCCUGAGUUCCAGGUGACCCUGAAUUUUUUGGAUGAGCACUCUGGUUCUGGAUAUACUCAUAAGAAUCUCAUCACAGUCCAGAUGGAGCAGGCCUUUGUCCGAAACCUACAGAAAAUUGGACUUGUAUAAGGGGAAGUGUUCUGUCCCCUUGGCAUCUGUUACACUGGUCUUCGUCUUCCUUUCCUUUAACUUUUGAGGGGCAUGCUGUUCAUUGUAUGUCCUUCUAGUUCAUGUUGGUGCCUUCUGUGAGUUGUAUCACUAUGCUUGGGUCAAAGAGGGAAAGUGCCUGAAAAAUCCUAACAGCUUAAAUUCAGAGCACCCUUCAAUUCUAAGCCCUAAAAAUAACUUUAGAUUCACUAAAUUUUUGAAUAAAGUUUUGUUGAAAAUGAAA
Antechinus flavipes (yellow-footed antechinus) is the source of this 2380-nucleotide messenger RNA. It is a transcript of the gene IRF9, whose product is annotated as interferon regulatory factor 9. Lineage: Eukaryota; Metazoa; Chordata; Mammalia; Dasyuromorphia; Dasyuridae. Gene Ontology annotation, molecular function: protein binding; RNA polymerase II cis-regulatory region sequence-specific DNA binding; DNA-binding transcription factor activity, RNA polymerase II-specific. The transcript has 9 exons. The coding region runs from base 865 to 2118 and encodes 417 amino acids. Gene Ontology annotation, cellular component: nucleus. Gene Ontology annotation, biological process: immune system process; regulation of transcription by RNA polymerase II. The record is from RefSeq and is a predicted model, not a curated record.